Molecule: messenger RNA, 5467 nt
Organism: Chelonoidis abingdonii (Abingdon island giant tortoise)
Lineage: Eukaryota; Metazoa; Chordata; Testudines; Testudinidae
Gene: ADORA2A
Product: adenosine A2a receptor
Biological process (GO): adenylate cyclase-activating G protein-coupled receptor signaling pathway; G protein-coupled adenosine receptor signaling pathway
Cellular component (GO): plasma membrane
Molecular function (GO): G protein-coupled adenosine receptor activity
Source: RefSeq, a predicted model, not a curated record
GAGCGAGCGGCCAGUUCGCGGCAGCUGCCGGCGCGGGAGCAGCCCCGGCCUUUGAGAAACUUUCUUGGCCGGUCGGUGGCGAGCACCAAAGCGGGCUAAGCAGGAGCUCGGAGCCUGGCUGGAGAGCCCGCGGGGGGCGGGCGGAGGAAACACCCUCCCCUGGACAGGAAACAAGUGGAGAAGUUGGAUGUUUGCAACAGCUGACGAGAAGAUUCCCUGAGUCCUAGAGUGUUCAGCAAAAGGGAAAAAGGGAGAAUAAGAUGAAGUUCCUGAGAGGUGGCAGGAAAUAGUGAAGAGAAUUGUGAUUGUCAACAGGAAACCCAAGAUCCUUACCACACAUGACUAUACCAGGCAGAACAUUUCAAACACACAACAUCUGCAGGUCUUUCUGAUUUGGAGAGUAAAGGUUCAUCUACAUGAGGUGUUUUCUGGGAUCGUAUCUGUCAGAGCUCAGUGGACCACAAAUGUGCUUCUGCAUUAUUGUGAACACACUGAGAAUCUGCAAGGUUUUUCCUAUCUGCUGAAGCUGACAAACCCUGUACUCCAUCUUUCUAUGCCCUCUGUAGUAGACAGCUAAAUCAGCUGAAGGGAAAAGGGGGCAAGAUAAGCCUCUGGCCAACAGCUGGCAGCUGAGUGCCCUUCAAAACCCAGACCGUUUUGAGGUGCGUUGGUGGCUGUUUGCAGCACUGCAGAUAUGGACACUGAGCUUCUCUGGCACCUUCUUGCAUUGGCCUGGUCAACCUCACCAUGCUAGUAUAUGGGAAUGAAAACUUCCUCUCGGAUGUAAUUUACAUCAUCCUAGAACUGGUCAUUGCAGUGCUGGCCAUCUUGGGGAAUGUCCUGGUCUGUUGGGCCGUCUAUCUGAACAGCAACCUGCAAAACGUCACGAACUACUUUGUGGUGUCCCUGGCUGCAGCCGACAUUGCAGUGGGCGUGCUGGCGAUCCCCUUUGCCAUUACCAUCAGCACUGGCUUCUGUGCCUUCUUCUAUGGCUGCCUCUUCAUCGCCUGCUUCGUCCUGGUUUUGACUCAGAGUUCCAUCUUCAGUCUCCUGGCUAUUGCCAUUGACAGAAUCAUUGCUAUCCGGAUACCCCUCAGGUACAAUGGUUUGGUGACCAGCUCGCGAGCCAAAGGUAUCAUUGCCAUCUGCUGGGUCUUAUCCUUCAUCAUCGGCCUGACGCCCAUGCUGGGCUGGAACAAAUGCUCCCAGAGGGAAGCUCAGGACACCAAUAAUUCCUCACUCAGUAACUGCAGUAAAAGCAUGAUAGCUUGUCUCUUUGAGACAGUUGUCACCAUGGAGUACAUGGUCUACUACAAUUUUUUUGCCUGUGUGUUGGUGCCCCUCCUCCUCAUGUUUGGCAUCUACCUGAAAAUCUUUCUGGCAGCCAGGCGGCAGCUCAAACAGAUGGAGAACAAGAUGGUACAUGGGGAACGCUCACGCUCUACUUUGCAGAAGGAAGUCCAUGCGGCCAAGUCUUUGGCCAUCAUCGUUGGGUUGUUUGCCAUCUGUUGGCUUCCACUCCACAUUAUAAACUGCUUCACACUCUUUUGCCCGGGUUGUGCCCGUCCUCCCCUCUGGCUGAUGUACCUGGCCAUUAUCCUGUCUCAUGCCAACUCCGUAGUGAACCCAUUGAUUUAUGCCUACCGGAUCAGGGAAUUCCGACUCACCUUCCGUAAAAUUCUCAGGCAGCAUAUUGUAGGCAAGAAGCAGUUCAAGACUGGUACUGCCAGUACUAGGACUUCCACUUAUGGUGGGGAUGGAGAAAAUGCCAGCAUUAGGAUCAGUGAGUAUGCUCUGAACAUAUAUGCCAAUGGGGAGCUGGGUGCUAUCCACAAAGAUACUGACAUGCAGGACCUGAGUAAAUGCAAGGCAGGUUUGGAAUGGCACCACAAUGGGAAUUCACUAGACAUGGAGAUAAAUGGGCAUCUCCCACAUUCCUGCAAAAAUGGGGACCUUUCAGAUGUGUGUGGGAACAUGGAGCUUCUUACUGAAGAGCUAAUUGGCAUUCGUGUCUCUUACUCUGAACUGGAGAAUUCAACCUUGGCAGCAGCUGACGUUUCCUGAUGACUCUCACAACGUCUUUCCACUGGAAUGAAAUCUGGUGGUUUUUUUUCUUUUUUCUUUUUUUCUACUGGCUGCCUCUGCUAUGGGAGAAAGGGAGGAUGAGGGGAAAAGAGGAGUGAGGCCAGGUCACUAUCACGUAGGGGGUCCCUACCCAGGACUGAUGGGAAGAUCCAAAGAACUAGACUGGAGAAAGAUUGAGAGGCACUGUUUUCAACAAAGGAAGAGGAGGGACAUUAUAGCUAUCAAAGGCCCAAUUCAGAGAGACAGAGAGAAGAGAGCAAAGGUCAUAUCUGACAUCUGAAUUUUAGCAUUGGGAGACUCUGCUCCAGCAGGGUGUGUUAUGACAUUAUGCUGUACUGAGUAUCUGUGGUUGUUCUUCAGUUUAGUGUCUUUACCAACAGAAAUAAAGGUGUGACUGAAACAUUUACUACUUCAUGAGGAGGAAGAGGGGGCAGGGCUUUUAACACUGUGGCCUCUAACAGAAGUAGAGGGUAUAGCAGUGCCUACUGGUCAGGAAAGAUGCUAUGCUGCCUGAAGAGUGAAGGGAUUCAACUGGUGGGAACUUUCAGCAUCUUCAACUGUGAGAUUCUGUUUUAAAAUUAGUUUUUAAAGCUUACUAGUACAACAGGUUUCCUGAUUUUCCACUCACUGCUAGAUCAGUUAUGAAUUAUUUUACAGUGAGCUGGAAUAUAGACAGAAGGUUUUACCUCCCCUGUGUUCCAUGGAGAUGGGCCGCUGGGAAGUUACUUGUGUGUAAGGUGCUAUUAUGUUGUCAGUUAUGAAUGUAUACAAGAGAGGGUGGCUCUAUCCAAGCCUACAGUGUCCAGCUACGUCCUGGCACAUUGAAGCAAACUGGUAACUAUAUUUCAGACCCUUCCAUUUCACCGAAAGAACAAAGACUAUAUAUGAUAAUUUGAUAGUUUUAUUAGCCAAUGGGACACUGGCAGGUGUCUGUGUGCUGUGGGUAACAGCAAGGCAGGGGCAGGUCUGUGUGGGAAGGGAAGGGCUAAUAGGGUGGUGAUAGCAGGUUUUGUGAAUUGCUGGCAGGUGUGUUGUUAGCAAUGAGAGAUGACCACAGACUGGUAAUAGGUCCAUGUUUGCAAUGUCUUUGUGGCUGGUUCUUUCCUCUGCUUAUCUUUGUUUGUCUGCACCUGUGUAUGCAGAAUGCCCAUUCAUUCCACAGCCUUAGUUACGUUUUCUCUAGAAUUCCUCUUUUUGGUGAACUUUAAUUGCUCAUUUUUCUUGAAAGUAAAAACAACUUUUAAAACUGAACUUGGUUUUAAAGUCUAGAAUUCAUGAGCCCAAGUUCAUUAAAACCAUUUUUUCUAUAUUGUUUCAAACAACUCAUGGAAUCUGGUUAACCGUGAAGCCCUGUGUUUCUGUAAUAUGUGGGUGUGCAUUACAAAUGAGUGUGCGUGGAUAUGUGUGCACCAGUAGAAGUGGGGGCACGUGAGUGCAGUUUGAGAGAGAAAGAAGCUUGUGUUUCAGAGAACUGGAAAACAACCACCAGUGCACCCCUCCCUGAUCUGUGCAGUCACAGCAUUAGCCUUGCCUGCCUUUCUGAUAGACCAUGGUCUGAUCUGUCUCUAAUACAGGGUACAUGACAGUGUGAUAUGUUACAAAGGGUUUUUACAUGUGUUUGGAAUGGCCCCUUACUUGUAACUGGUGAAGCCACUCAUCCUAAAGGGGGCCAAUAAAAUCUUUAUCCAAGCCCAAUCAGCUUGUAUGCUUCAUCUGCCAUGUAUGGUUAUGAGAAAAAAAAAUAUUCCAAAGCUCACCUAAAAUAGCUAUUACUGUAACACUAGUGUGGACAAAAGUCUAUCACAGGGCCUUCUGGGGCUAGAGGCAGGUGCCGUCUGUCCCACUGGAAAGCUGGAAAUCUCCCCUUUCCAGUGAUCCAUUCUUUGACCCUGAAGCAUUAUAUAUCACCACUCAAUCCUACCACUGGUCCAGGUCUGAGAGUUGGCCAUCCCAGACCUCAGAUCAGGGUAACUUUUUUUGAGGGGAGAGAGAUUCUGAAAUUUGGGGGCAAGAGAAGGAAAGGCAAUGCUUAUUCAUUCCUUAUUGACAAGCUAUUUAAAGGGAAUUUCCUUUCCGUUGUGCUCCCUGGGUGAAUGGGGGCAAGGAGGGUUGGUGUAUGACUUUGGAGAGAGUUUAGCACUGAAGGUCCCAGCCAGUACAGGGCUUUCAACAAGUAUGUCUGGCAGACAGAUAAAAAGUUGCUUUUGCCACCAAAGCUCUCAGCAAAAAGACAAGACAAGGCAAGUAUUAAAACAAUAGACAUCACAGUCAAGUUGAGUCAGUUCCUUUUUAGCAUAAGUCUUCCAUUAUCAGGCUCCAUAGCUUGCGUUUGGGAUUUUAUUAUUGUUGAUCUUCCCUGGUGGAAUAUAUUCCUCUAUGCUAUGUGGGGGAUUGUGCAUCGCCAACCUUCUGUAACCUUUCAGCAGUGGAGGAAUACACGAAGGGCUUUGAUCUUUUCAGAACUCAGGCGCUGAAAUGCUGCUAAGAAUAACACAAGAUGACAUCCUGCCUUCACAGCAUAACAAUUAGGUCCACACAGAAGCGGAGCAGGGAAGGAAGUAUGGGGAAAUAUCAGCAUUGCUCAUGUGCUGUAACACACACAAGUGCAGAAAGUGUGUGCUGUCACGUUCUGCUGGCUGUCACACAGGAUCUGCCUGAUGCUAUAUUACAUCAAACUUUAUAAGAACCAACACAGGCUGGCUGCCUUCCACUGCUCCCCCAGCUUCCUCACACCCAAAUGUGCAGCUUGGUUACUACAAGGACAGAGUUGAUCUAUGUGGGUUUAACAAACUUGGGAGGGUCCCACUGGAAAACUCACCAGUCUAACUGGGUUGUCAUAUAAGCUCACUUGGUCUUCAGCAGUCUUGGAAUUGGCUCCAGUAUUGCUGUUCAGGGCAUUUAACCAGCUGUGUCAAAUGCCCUUUCAUUGUUAACAUCCAGAGCUGAAAGGAAAUGCGGUCUCUGUAGCCCCCAAAAGCUGAAGGGAAGCUGAGGCUGGGAUUGAUUCAUGGGUUGUGGGCAGGACUAGGGGAGCUUGCACUAGAUCGGCAUCCCUUCCCCAGGCAGAGGGCAGCUCAGCUUGUAAGGAUUUAGAGAUGAUGCAAGCUCCUCAGGCAAGGACCAUCUUUUGUUCUGGGUUCAUACAGCACCUACCACAAUGGAUUCCUGGUCCAUGAUUGGGGCUUGUAGGUGCUAUGAUCAUCAGCCUCCAGAAAAGAUGACUAGAGGAUGACAUGGAGCCCAUCAGAUUACACCCAUCUGUCUUUCGGCUGAUACGUGUUAGAGAGAGACCUUUGGGAUAUCUUGCUGGGGAAAUGUCAGACAAGCAGAUGAGGGCUGCCAUGCUCAGGAGAACUGGUUGGACACAAGUGUCCCUAUGCUC